AGUGACGCGCUACGCCAUCUUGCAUUCAGCGAGCGUCGAGCUCAACAGAAACGCAGUUCGCGCUCUGCCGUUGUGAGAUCCCGGAGAGAUGAACAGUCAGAGCUCCCGCAACGAAACGGCAGCUGCCGCGGUCAACGGCUCGGAUUCAACGGCAACGGCUCCUCGAGACCGCAAACCCGGAGGAGGUGUUCCGAAAAGGCUGAAAUCGCGACGAAAUCAAGUGGACCGACGGCCUGUAACGGAGGAAGAGCUGCGGGCGCUGGGGAGAGAAAUCACUCCGGAUGAAGUUUUGGGACUUCGCGCAGUCACUCGCGACUAUUUGUGUAAACCAGAGGACAACAUCUACAGCAUUGACUUCACACGGUUUAAGAUAAGGGACCUGGAGACAGGCACUGUCCUUUUUGAGAUUGCCAAACCACCACAGUGUGACCUUGAUGAGGAGGAUGAGGAAAACGGAGAGGUUGACACCAGUGCCGGGCGCUUUGUUCGUUACCAGUUCACACCUGCGUUCCUUAAGUUACGCACAGUCGGAGCCACGGUGGAGUUCACAGUUGGCGAUCGACCCGUUACCAACUUCAGAAUGAUUGAGAGGCAUUAUUUUCAAGAGCGCCUCCUGAAGAGUUUUGACUUUGACUUCGGCUUCUGUAUCCCGAACAGCCGGAACACGUGUGAACAUAUUUACGAGUUUCCUCAGCUCCCAGAUGACCUCAUUCGAUUGAUGAUUGAGCACCCGUAUGAGACUAGAUCAGACAGCUUCUACUUUGUGGACAACAAACUCAUCAUGCACAACAAAGCAGACUACGCUUACAAUGGGGGCCAGUAGUGCCUCUUCAACAGGGAACCUGACGAUUGUUUGUUGGAGUGACCGUGUGGUUUUGCGUGGAAUGCAAAUACAGGAACGCCCCUCACUACCAGAAAACACGGUGUUGUCACCAGCAUUACAAUCUCGCUCCAUCGACCCGAUCAACUGGAAAUGAACGUCCCACAUUCCACAGACUGCACGCACCACUUGUGGGUUUGGCCAUAAAUGUGGAGCCUUUCUCCUCCACCACACUUGACUAGCCGGAACUGAAGAACUGUCCUGUCAUCCUGCUUUAGGGUGACUACAAUAGAGGAGUUUUGUUUCGUAACCUUUGUUGUCUUACGUCCUGCACCCACCACCUUUUGUCCUGUUUUGUGAGAUUUUUAAAACUCUGAAGUUGUGUUAACAAAUUAAAUCCUGAAUGUCUAAAUGGGGUCUUUCUAAAUGUCGUAAACUGAAGCUAUUCUGCCACGUAUAUCUUUGGCUAUUAAACAGAAAGAGAGGUUUUGCACAGAUUUGCAGUUAUUGUUGAUCAUUAAAGUGAUAGAACAGAUGUUGUGGUUUAGUUAAUCAGAGCCAAUGCUGUUGCAACACUUUCGGACAUGAUCUGGGUUAGGAUGUCGAGUUAAAAAGGAUGUUAUCUGUUUUUUGUUUGUUUGUUUUUUUUACUUUCUGUGACCAUAACCCUAAAACAGUUGAUAAGUUGCAGUGUUUUGUUUAACCAGACAACCGUUCAAAAGUUUGGGUUCAGUAAUAUUUUUAAUGUUUGAAAAGAGUCUUUUAUGUUCACAAAGGCUGCAUUUAUUUGAUCAGAAAUACAGUAAAAACUGUAAUGUUAAAUAUAUAAAUAAAAAAUAACUGUUUUCUUUUUUAAUAGAUUUUACCGUUCCAAUUUACCCAUUCACACCAAGAAUUAUAACUAUAAAAAUAACAAUAUAAGCAUCCACAUAUUGGCUGUUUAUUCUUAGUGCACGGUCUAUCUCAUGAAAGCAUGAUGGGUUCUGAUUGGGUGUCAAUGUUUAUAUCGUUCAUCAACUAGAAAAAAAUCAUCUUGAAAGUGAUUCCAGUGAUAUUGUUUCUCUGUGCUUUUAUCGUUAUAGCUGUGGUGUGCACUCCUCUAUUCUUUAAUAUUAAGAAUGAUUUUUACAACUACAUCUUUAUCGUUAUCUUUACAGUUCUCGUCCUUGGUGUGAACAAGCCUUUACUCCAGUCUUCAUUGUCACAUGAUCCAUUGUUAAUUAUUGUAAUAUGCUGAUUUGCUCAAGAUACAUUUAUUAUUAUUAUUUGAACCCUAAACUGACCCUAUGUAGAGAUAAAGAUUGUGGUCUUUAAUUAAUUGUAUUUUCUUUAGUUCUUUUAUUUUCAUCUGACUGUUUUAUGUCAAUUCUUUAUCUGACAAAAAAUGACUUUUUGGAGGUAUGUAGUGUCGGUCCUUUAGGGAUCUGAAUAGAUAUGGCAGUGCGCACUGUGGGGUUCAUAGGGCAUCUGUCUUUGUCAUGUAUGAGGGCUUUCGACGUCAGACUCAGCUGUGCAUACAGAAACCCUGUUUUCGCUCGUGUCACACACAGAGAGGGUUGGGA
Molecule: messenger RNA, 2382 nt
Organism: Carassius carassius (crucian carp)
Lineage: Eukaryota; Metazoa; Chordata; Actinopteri; Cypriniformes; Cyprinidae
Product: protein unc-119 homolog B
Exons: 5
Coding region: 89-823 (244 amino acids)
Biological process (GO): lipoprotein transport; nervous system development; cilium assembly
Cellular component (GO): cilium
Molecular function (GO): lipid binding
Source: RefSeq, a predicted model, not a curated record